Molecule: messenger RNA, 1848 nt
Organism: Arxiozyma heterogenica
Lineage: Eukaryota; Fungi; Ascomycota; Saccharomycetes; Saccharomycetales; Saccharomycetaceae
Gene: NOP7
Product: mRNA-binding ribosome synthesis protein NOP7
Exons: 1
Coding region: 1-1848 (615 amino acids)
Biological process (GO): maturation of LSU-rRNA from tricistronic rRNA transcript (SSU-rRNA, 5.8S rRNA, LSU-rRNA); ribosome biogenesis
Cellular component (GO): nucleolus; PeBoW complex
Molecular function (GO): RNA binding
Source: RefSeq, a predicted model, not a curated record
AUGAGAAUUAAGAAGAAGAAUACAAGAGGUAACGCUAAGAAUUUCAUUACUAGAACCCAAGCUGUUAAGAAAUUACAAGUUUCUUUAGCAGAUUUUAGAAGAUUAUGUAUUUUCAAAGGUAUAUAUCCAAGAGAACCAAGAAAUAAGAAGAAAGCUAAUAAAGGUUCUACAGCUCCCACUACUUUCUAUUAUGCCAAAGAUAUUCAAUAUUUGAUGCAUGAACCUGUUUUGGCUAAAUUUAGAGAGCAUAAAACAUUUGCUAAGAAAUUAACCAGAGCUUUGGGUAGAGGUGAAGUAUCUGCUGCUAAAAAGUUGGAAGAAAACAGAAGCACAUAUAAAUUAGAUCAUAUUAUUAAGGAACGUUAUCCAAGUUUUCCAGAUGCUUUAAGAGAUAUCGACGAUGCUUUAAACAUGCUUUUCUUAUUUGCCAAUCUACCUGCUACUAAUCAAGUUUCAUCAAAAAUUAUUCAAGAUGCCCAAAGAUUAUGUAACCAAUGGUUAGCAUUUGUUGCAAAAGAAAGGCUAAUUAGAAAAGUCUUUGUUUCUAUAAAAGGUGUUUAUUAUCAAGCUUCUGUUAGAGGAGAAGAUAUUAGAUGGAUUGUUCCUUAUAAAUUUCCAGAAAAUAUUCCAUCAGAUAUUGAUUUUAGAAUUAUGGUUACAUUCUUGGAAUUUUAUUCCACUUUAUUGCAUUUUGUUCUUUAUAAGUUAUACACUGAUGCUGACCUAGUCUAUCCACCAAAGAUUGAUUAUGAAAAGGAUAAGAUAAUAAGUGGUAUAACUUCUUAUAUCUUGGAAUCACAAAAUGAAAAGAACAGUUUAUUGAAUCUUGAUAAUGAUAAUCAACCAUCUUCUGCUCCUAAGAAUGGUGACAAGGUAACUGUUAAGACAUUAGAUGAUGUGACUUUAAAAGCUGCGAUGACAGCAGAUAAAGAUUUUGUAAAUGAACUAGAUAGUAAAGGAGAAGAAAGGGAAGAGGAAAGUGUUGAAAAUGUUGAAUUAGACACAUUUGAAGACAAAAGUAAAAAUCCUGGCGAUAUAUUAGCUCAACCAUCUCAAUAUGACUCUCCAAUAGCAACAUUAUUCUCAGACUUUGUAUUCUAUGUUGGUAGAGAAGUACCAUUAGAUAUAGUUGAAUUUUUAAUCUUAUCUGCAGGUGGUAAUAUUGUCAGUGAAAUAUCAUUGGAUCAAUUGGAAAAUAAAGAUGAUAUUGAUUUAACUAAAAUAACACAUCAAAUUGUGGAUAGACCAGUUUUAAAAAAUAAAGUUGCUGGUAGAACUUAUAUUCAACCUCAAUGGAUUUUUGAUUGUAUCAACAAGGGUGAAUUAGUGCCAGCGAACUUAUAUUUACCUGGUGAACCAUUACCACCACAUCUUUCACCAUGGGGGGAUGCUAGUGGCUAUGAUCCAAAUGCAGAAGAUGAGGAAAACGACAACGGAGAAAGCAGUGAAAGUGAAAGUGAAGUAUCUGAAGAAGGAGAUAAUGAUGAAGAAGCCAACAGUAUUACUCUUAAUAACGAUGAAGAUGAAGAUGAUGUGGAAGAUCUUGCUGCACAAAAGGAAUUGGAAUUAGAAGCAAAAGGUAUAUCUUACAGUGAAGCCCACAUGGCAGAUGACACUAAAAAUAAACAGGAAAAAACAAAUAAUAGAAAGAAGAGUAAAAAGUUGACUGAGGAAGAAGAAGAAAAAGAAAUGAAGAUGAUAAUGAUGAGUAAUAAACAGCGUAAACUUUACAAGAAAAUGCAAUAUUCAAACGCAAAGAAGGUUGAAAAGAUUGAGAAUUUGAAGAAGAAAAAGAAGCAAAUUGAAAAGACUAAGAAGAAGUUAGAGAAGCUUAAUAAGGAAGAUUAA